Apis florea (little honeybee) is the source of this 1222-nucleotide messenger RNA. It is a transcript of the gene svp, whose product is annotated as COUP transcription factor 2. The record is from RefSeq and is a predicted model, not a curated record. Gene Ontology annotation, molecular function: zinc ion binding; sequence-specific DNA binding; DNA-binding transcription factor activity. Lineage: Eukaryota; Metazoa; Arthropoda; Insecta; Hymenoptera; Apidae. Gene Ontology annotation, biological process: regulation of DNA-templated transcription.
ACGCCCUCGGCCACGCCGGAGGACAUCACCUGCCUCGUGCCCCCGGCCGGGGUUCUCACGCCCAGGGACCCCUUGCCGCCCAGCACCACCCCCGGCAGCCAGGCGAACAGCUCCCAGUCGGGCAGCUCGCAAACCGACAAAUCCAACAUCGAGUGCGUCGUGUGCGGGGACAAGAGCAGCGGCAAACACUACGGCCAGUUCACCUGCGAAGGAUGCAAAAGCUUCUUCAAGAGAAGCGUAAGGAGAAACCUAACUUACUCGUGUCGGGGGAAUAGGAACUGUCCCAUCGACCAACACCAUAGGAAUCAGUGCCAGUUUUGUCGAUUGAAAAAGUGCCUGAAGAUGGGCAUGCGACGGGAAGCGGUGCAAAGGGGACGAGUGCCACCGUCGCAGCCGUCGCUGCCAGGUUUGCCGGGGCAGUUCGCCCUGACGAACGGGGACGCCGUGGCGUGCGCCAGCCUCAACGGCCACUCGUACCUCUCCUCGUACAUAAGCCUGCUCCUCAGGGCGGAGCCGUAUCCGACCUCGCGCUACGGCCAGUGCAUGCAGCCCAACAACAUCAUGGGGAUCGACAACAUAUGCGAGCUGGCCGCGAGGCUCCUCUUCUCGGCGGUCGAGUGGGCGAGGAACAUCCCGUUCUUCCCCGACCUCCAGGUCACCGACCAGGUAGCCCUCCUCAGGCUAGUGUGGAGCGAGCUGUUCGUGCUGAACGCGAGCCAGUGCUCGAUGCCGCUCCACGUGGCGCCCCUCCUGGCCGCGGCCGGCCUCCACGCGUCCCCGAUGGCCGCGGACCGCGUCGUCGCCUUCAUGGACCACAUCAGGAUCUUUCAGGAGCAAGUGGAAAAGCUCAAGGCCCUCCACGUCGACUCCGCCGAGUACAGCUGCCUCAAGGCCAUCGUCCUCUUCACCACAGACGCGUGCGGAUUGUCGGACGUGGCGCACAUCGAGUCCCUUCAGGAGAAGUCGCAGUGCGCGCUCGAGGAGUACUGCAGGACCCAAUACCCGAACCAGCCGACGAGAUUCGGCAAGCUGUUGCUCAGAUUGCCGUCCCUGAGGACCGUCUCGUCCCAGGUGAUCGAGCAGCUGUUCUUCGUCCGCCUCGUCGGGAAAACGCCGAUCGAGACGUUGAUCAGGGACAUGCUGCUCAGCGGGAGCAGCUUCAACUGGCCCUACAUGUCCACGAUGUGACAUUCUGUUUGGCGACACUUGGCUUCCGCGUAAU